AUGGAAACUCUAUUGGAAAAAGACCUACCGGAAGGUAAAGAAGAGCGAAUCAGGCUGGCGUUGGAUUUUAUUCGGGAACAACAUAGUAAAGAAGGGACUGAUAAUUCAGAGCAUGAUAUUAAGCCCAAGAAGGACGUGUUGAAACCUAGUAAAUAUGGUAAAAAACGAAAGCCCACAAUCAGACAGAUUGCACUCCAUUUUCAAAUACCUAAGAGUACGCUAUACGAUAGGAUGAAGGCAGAUCAAGGACAAAAGAGGCAAAGAACGAUAACUAAGGCAAACGCCGCUGGAGGCCAGAGUGAUGAAAUCUCUGAUGAAAAUAAUGAACACGAUUUACAAAUGCAGUUAAGAAAUCAGACAACGAGAACGUAUUCUCACUUAUCUCAAAUGAGAUUCAGCCCGGAAGCAGAAUCCGACAUGGUGCGAAAUAUGCAGGGUUAUGUAUUAGCUUAUGGUAAUCUGCCAUUGAUCUCAGAUUUAAGAGAGUGCAUACCCAGCACAACAAGGGCGGUACACUUGGGAAAUAAAUGGAUCACUGGUUUCAUAAGACGACAUGGGGAAGAAACGGUAUAUGGUAUGACGGGCGAGGGGGUAUUGAACGCUAAAUUUAAAGAUUUUAGGCAAUGGAAAAACAAGUUUAGUCAAUUGCAUGAUUUAUUCCUUCGGUGCUUGCAAUCCAAAUUAAAAAGAUGCCAUCAGUUUUACUACAUCUGUAAAUACGUUCCACAUGGCUCAAACGAAGCCAAUAAGAUGAUAUUUUUUGCAUUAAAAGUGAAGAUUCAGCAGGUAAAUGCUGGCACAGAGAAAGAUGUGACAAUAUCUUUGCUAUGUGAACCAAUUACAAGGGAGUUAAGUCCCAUCUCUCCUGAAGAAGCAAAGGAACAAUUCUUACAAGAUCUAAAUUCCAUUUUGAAACGUAUAGACGCUAACUCUACGGACCUAGUCGUUUUGGAAGGGUUAACACAGACGGAACAUUGGGACUGGUCACAAUGUCUAGAAUUAGUCAAAACGCACAAGCUAAACGGUAAAUUGUAUACGGUUCCCUGGGGAAAUGACCUACUCACGAAUUGUUUAAACAAGGAUAAUAAUAUUGCGGUCACUUUUGAGAAAAUCACACAAGAUUCGAAUUCAGCGGUGGCUACCAAAGAUAUGGUUAACUUUACCUCUGUGUCUGUCAUGCUUAAGGAAAUAAUCACCAACGCAACGCCGUUACCAGCCGUUGCCAUCAAUAAUUCGCGCACUCAAAGGGACGCUAUACGGCAAUUAAUUCGAACUAUAUCUGAGAAUGAGUCGCGGUUGUAUAGAGAAAUACAUGAUCCUGAUGCCCGUGUCACUCUUUGCAACAUUUUCAAUCAAGCGCGCUUACUUGAAGAGUCAUUAUCUACUUGCGCUGUUGAACUCACGUGA
Kluyveromyces lactis is the source of this 1407-nucleotide messenger RNA. RefSeq lists its product as uncharacterized. Lineage: Eukaryota; Fungi; Ascomycota; Saccharomycetes; Saccharomycetales; Saccharomycetaceae. The record is from RefSeq and is a predicted model, not a curated record. The transcript has a single exon. Bases 1 to 1407 code for a protein of 468 amino acids.